UGGUGUUUAUCGCUUUUGUUUUAAUUAAUGUAAAUUAUUUAUUGAUAUUAUUUUAAAUUGCAGUUUAUAUCUUGGAUCACAUAUGAUGACAUCGUUCUUUAGAUUCUUGGGAUGGUUUAGCCUAGUAUCAAUCAUAACGAUUGCUCUACUUGGUUUUGAGCUGUAUCUUACUUUGCUUAUAUUUUUGGUUUCAUUUCUAUUUGGUGCUUUGACAAUAUUGUAUUUGAGUUAUGACAACAAGAAAGUGUUCUCUGCUGAUAUUGAUUGUUUGGACGAUCCUUUGCAACAAACAAGUUUCUCCAUACAAUCUUCUAAGGUCUUAGAGCUAUUCCAGGAUGAAAACCCUUUGCCUAAAUUUGAUAGUCGCAUAACAGGAAGUGAAACUGUCGAUUCAUUUCUAAAUGAAAUUGUAUCGAUUAUAAUUAAUGAUUAUGUAACUCCUUGGUAUGAACUCAUUACUGAUGAUCAAGAAUUCACGUCACAUGGAAUAAGAAAGCUUGUGGUGGCUGCUGGAGCAAAUGUUUCAAAUCGAGUGAAAAGUGUCGAUUGGAUUCAUAUGCUGUCUACAAGAUUUCCUGAAGAGUUAACACUGCACUUAAAAUUAUAUAAGCAAUCGAGAGUAAGGUUGAAACAUGUGCAAUUGGUAAAUGCUAAAGAGGUCAAUGGUACCUCAAAGUUAAGCCCCAAAAAACAGGAUGAGAAGAAAACUCAUAGAAGAAACAAAAGUGAAACUGAUUUGUCAUGGCCACCAGAUACACAAACUUUUGGCAAAUCUAAAUUCUACAGCAGUUCUGAGAACAUAAGUAGCAACAACAUAACGGAUCUCUUCUUCGAUUUGGAAUGUAUAAUGGAAAAUAAACAAAUAUGUCGGGAUAUAUAUUGUAGUGAUUCCGAGAAAGAAAAUGCGUUGCUCUGUGAGGUAUCGGAAGCGAUAUUAUACUUAAUUGCACCAGAGGAGGCAUGGAAAUGUCAUGCUUUAAAAUUAAUUUUAAUAGAUUUGAUAUCAGCAAUUGUUUUGAGGCCAUUAAUAAACCUUUUAAGUGAUCCUGACAAUAUAAAUAGAACCAUUAUAAGAUCUUGUUGUCGAGAUUCCUGUUUGUCUUCGGAAUUAUUUCUUUUGGUUAUAAGAUCAUGUAGCGAUGCUGAAGAGUUGGAUGCUACACACGAAUUAGUUCAGAAGGAUAUACAGAAAUUGCAUUCAAAAGACAGUGCCGGAGAAUGGGAAUUACAAGAUCGCCAAAAACUAUCAUCCUUGCAAUAUGUGUCUAGAAUCAUUCAAGCCAGGAGAGCCACACUCGGACCUCAAGAAGGUGCUUCAAACAACAGCAGUACAGAAAAAAUAUCUGAGGAAGUAAUGAGAACGUUGAAGUUUUUGAGGGCUGUCGCUGCUUGGAAAUCGAAUGCACAAUAUUUGCUCGAGAUUGAGUUAAAUGAAGCAGACGCGCCGUCCACGUCGAAGGCGGUGCUGGACAACCUGCGCGCGUCGGCGCUGGAGCUGUGCGACGCGCACCUGGCGCCGGCGCGCGCGGCCGUGCUGGGCGCGCCGCCCGCGUGCCACGCCGCCCUCGUGCGCAAGAUCACCACCGACGGGGAGGAGUUCUCCGCCAACCCCGUCGUCUGCUUCGACGACAUGCAGAAGGCGGUGUGCGAUGCCCUGGAGGACGAUCCGUCUUGGCAAGCGGAUUUUAUGUUGGACAGUGACAGAGAUAUUCCAGAAAAAAUUAAUAGUGAUUUCGGUCGAGAGAACAAAUUGGAUAAUCAAAGAUAUGGCGGUGAUUCAGUUCCACCAGCUACGGGAGCGAGACAUAAUCGAUCACGGUCGGAUAUUGUAGGCAGCUUCGCGCAGAGAAUGAUCAACGAGUGUGCGGGUCCGUCGAAUCUAAAGUCGACAAACACAAGCAAUCUUUCAUUAUCGCAUUCGGCAAUAAGUCAAAGUGCAAAAAAUAUGAUGUCGCCGUUGUCCGCUUGUAUUAUUGAAACAGCUCUCGUUCAAGAUAAAGGUAGAACAUUUGGGAUAUACGCGAUUGCAGUUACUCGAGCGUCCGAUAAUGAAGUAUGGCACAUAUACCGACGAUACAGCGACUUUUAUGACUUACACGCUUCUAUAAAAGAGAAGUGGCCGGAACUAGCCCAUCUACCGUUUCCGGCUAAGAAGACGUUUCAGAAUACAUCUCGAAGUGUUCUAGAGAACCGGAAACGUAUGCUUAACAGCUACUUACAGAGUUUAACGAGUAUUUCGAGGGACGCCAGGUAUAUGGCGCUUCUAUCGUCGCAAUAUUUGGGGGGUUUCCUUAGUCCGGAGAUACAGACAGAGAGACAUGGUAAUUCGAUCGAUGCCCUUGUAGUGAAUUCAAUAAAGGCUGGUAUGAGAACUUUAAAGAGUAUGCCUGAUCAAUUUGCUAAUACCGUGGACGGUGUAAUGGAUGGCAUAUCAAAAGUUUUUCAAGGGAAAAGUGGCGAAAACUAUGACGAUUUAAGAUCUGCGAACUCGAAUGAUGUGCAAGAUCAAGAUGGUGAUGAAAGUGUUCCUUUACGAUUGUUGGAAGAAGUUUUGGGUAUCCGGGGUUUGUGGCUGCGACGGCGUCUUCUAGCGCCACUGAGGACUAUCAUUGCGGAUCGAGUUAAUAGGAAAGUUCUAGAAUUUGUAUCAUCAUUGACGUCUCCACGGAACGUGGUUCAGUAUUUGAAAACGUUUAAACAAUGGCUGACUAAUCGAGACAACCCAAGUGCGGUAUCAAGAGAUACCGCUACAAAGGCGAGGACGAGGGUAGCUGCUAAAAUUGCUUUAUUGUCUGCAGCUUCAGAUGAUCUCAGACACAUAGUGGGGACCGACGCUGCUCGGAGAGGUCUCCUUACAGUUUUUGAUAUGUUCCAAACUCAAGAGAUAAAUAAACGACUACUCUUCGUUUUACUUGAAGUGACAUUAUGCAAUUUGUUUCCGGACAACAAUGUACAGGAGAUGUUCAAGAAAUUAUACUCGCACUCACCCCGAGUGGCGAUAGUGAAGAAAUCUGUUAAUACAUAACAUAUAAUAUAUUAUUAAUAAUUUAGAUAAUUGUCAAUUCAUUAAAAAAUUUGAUCAAUUUUACAAGUCAAAUGUGUUCUGGUAGGUACUUACCUGUGUAGUAUUAUUUUUAUAAGUUUAUUAUAACAGCAUGAAGAUAUCCUUAAAGGAUUGUCAUAUAUAUGUGGAAAAUAUAGACACGCAAUUUUAAAGCUUAACGCUUUUGAAACAGAGCAUAUGUUAGCUUGGUAAAUUAUAUAAUAUGAACAUUUUGAUUUUUAGGUAGUUCAAUAUUGAAAUACUAGUUGUGAUAUUUUGUACCUAAAUAGAUUUUUUAUAUAUCUUGUGUGCUAUAUCAUUAAUUAAUUCACAGUCCAGUUUAUCUCGAGUGGGUGCCACGCCCACAUGACUUUGGUUUGUGAAACGAGCGAAUCAUCAAAGCCAAAAAUCGUGUCGUAUUUUUAAAAUGUUGGCAUUGUUGAAAAAUUAAAGCAAUUUAUAUUAUAAUACUUUUGGCUGCUAAUAAUUUACUAAUGAUAUUCGGUAAUUAAAUUAUAUAUUUACUCAAUUAAUAUUGGAUUAAAUUAAGAUGGCGAUGAAAUUGUUAUAUGCCAUUAAUUGUAAAGGAAAGACACUAGUAAACAAUAUUCUUUCAAGUUUUAUUUAUGUUUAAAAAGUCUUUUUAUUUUUAAUUUAUAUGUUAAAUUAAUCUAAUUCAAUUAAUAAACGAUACUGGUUAAUUAUCUGUGGACAAGACUUCAUAUAAAUUUUCUCAAAAAAGAGGUCUGGUUAUUUUUCAGUACAGUAUACUAAAAUAUAUAAAUAUAUAUAUGGAAAAAUUAAAUCUGAUAUAUUGAAGUAAAAAAAGCAAUAACAAGUAUUUUUGUACGAGUGCCAUUAAUGAUUAAAAAUUAAGUUUUUAAUUAUAUUUGGUUGCAGACAAAUAUUUGAUAUUUAUUAAAAUUAGUACAGUGAUAAAUGGUAUUCUUGUUUCUUUGAUACACAAUUUAGUGUAUUUUUUUAUACAGUAUUGCCAGCGUAUUUAAAAAUUUGGCAGUAUAAGUUAAAAAGUCACUUUAUUAGAGAUUUUUGUUUCGAAUUUAAAACGAUUUAACAGUUUAGUUUUCAUUGAUAAUAAGAAAUUUUGUAAUCUUUCUACAGGUUGUAUUUAUUAGGAGUUAUUCUUUACUCAGAAUUUACUUAGGUUUAAUAUUGUAAAAUUAGAAAUUCUAAAGGGUUUCAAUAGAAUAUAAAUAUCCGUUGUUAACUAAAAUAGUAGAUAAUUUAUUACAUUCCAAUUGAGAUUGACGAUAUUUAUU
This is a messenger RNA of Nymphalis io (European peacock), 4323 nucleotides long. Its product is annotated as sorting nexin-13-like. NCBI's taxonomy places the organism in Eukaryota, Metazoa, Arthropoda, Insecta, Lepidoptera, Nymphalidae. Gene Ontology annotation, cellular component: early endosome. Gene Ontology annotation, molecular function: phosphatidylinositol binding. The transcript has 23 exons. The record is from RefSeq and is a predicted model, not a curated record. Bases 83 to 3025 code for a protein of 980 amino acids.